GCCAUGGGAUCCGAGGAUGUCCGCUAUUGCUCCAGGUUCCCCUACCUGUGCCUGAAAUUUACCCUCAUCGUGUACUGCACCAUCUUCUGGCUGAUCGGGGCUUUUGUCUUGGCCAUCGGCAUCUAUGCGGAGGUGGAGAGGCAGAAGUACAAGACCCUGCAAGGAGCCUUCCUCGCCCCGGCACUCAUCCUCAUCCUCCUCGGAGUGGUCAUGUUCGUCGUGUCUUUCAUCGGGGUUCUGGCCUCUCUGAGAGACAACCUGUGCCUGCUGCAGGUGUUCAUGUACACGCUGGGGGUCUGCCUUCUGCUGGAACUCACCGGGGGGAUCCUGGCGCUGGUCUUCAGAAAUCAGACCAUGGAGCUCCUGAACAGGAACAUCGGCAGAGGAAUCCGCAACUACUACGACGACCUCGACUUCAAGAACAUCAUGGACUUCGUGCAGAGAAAGUUUCAGUGCUGCGGGGGUCACGACUAUAAGGACUGGGAGAAGAAUCAGUACCACGAAUGCACGGCCCCCGGCCCUCUCGCCUGCGGGGUCCCCUACACCUGCUGUAUCAGCAACAAGACCGUGAUACUGAACACGCUGUGCGGAUAUCAGGCCAUGAAGCUGGAGCGUCUGGAGGCGCAGCGGUUUGUUUAUGUUCGCGGAUGCACGGACGCCGUCAUUAUCUGGUUCCUGGAUAAUUACACGAUAAUGGCCGGGGUGCUGCUGGGGAUCCUCCUGCCGCAGUUCCUCGGCGUCCUCCUCUGCUUGUUGUAUGUGACCCGCGUGGAGGACAUUAUCAGCGAGUGGAAGAGCACCGACGUCCUGCUGGAGGGACAGGAGUCCAGGCCGGAGCUGGAGUUCUCCUCCGUGGGCUGCUGCAGAUGUUACCCCGGCGAAGAAUCCACCGGCUGAGGGGGCAAAUAUCUACCCCCCGCUCCGAAGCUCUCCUCCAGCCUCUCCACUAACAACCACUAAGGCAUUAACCGUGAGAGUGUCUGCAAGGCAACCGCCUUUAAGAGACUGCAAAGGGUUAAGUGCGUCCCGAGGCCACAACUUCCACAGUGCCUGCGCGGUGCCAUUUGCCC
Molecule: messenger RNA, 1070 nt
Organism: Spea bombifrons (plains spadefoot toad)
Lineage: Eukaryota; Metazoa; Chordata; Amphibia; Anura; Pelobatidae
Gene: TSPAN15
Product: tetraspanin 15
Exons: 8
Coding region: 4-897 (297 amino acids)
Cellular component (GO): membrane
Source: RefSeq, a predicted model, not a curated record